AUGUCUACAGACUUACCCACAGCUACACUCACUGUGCAACCAGAGACCACUAUGUACACUGGAGAGACAGUCACUCUGAAGUGUGAGAUAAAGACUGAAAGUGGAUGGAGAUAUAAGUGGUAUAAAGGCAGUUCUCACAUUAGAUUGUCUACAUCUGUACAUCACACUGUAAAUGGAGACACACUGACCAUCAGAGGAGCUGUUGAAUCUGAUGAGGAUCAGUACAGGUGUGAGGGAGAGAGAGACAACAGACCCACAUCCUCACAGCUAAGCAGUCCUGUCACUCUCACUGUUAGAGGGAGUCCAAAAGCUGUUGUGAUCCUACAGCCUGAUAAACAGACAUUCAGAGGAGAAACUGUCACUCUCAGAUGUCAAAUACAGGGAGAGAGAGACAGUGACUGGGAAUACAGCUGGUAUAAGAAGAGUUCUUCACUCAGUCCUGUCGGUAAAGAUCAGGAAUACAGAAUCAGUCCUGUUUCUGAGUCCCACAGUGGUGAAUACACCUGUAGAGGAAAACACAGAAGAGACUCACAGAACUCAGAGAUGAGUGAUGCUGUAACACUGACUGUGUCAUCAGGUCUGUCUCCUCCAGCCUCUCUGAUCAUCAGUUCCAACAAAACUCAACACUUUACAUCUGAUUCUCUCUCACUGAGCUGUGAGGUACAGAGUAACUCUACUGGAUGGACAGUGAGACGAUACACAGAUAAUGGAGAGGUGUCAAGCUGUUCAUCAGACUGGGGAUCAGUAACAGGAUCUACAUGUAGCAUCAGCUCCCUCCAGUCAUCAGACAGUGGAGUGUACUGGUGUCAGUCUGACUCUGGAGGGAACAGUAAUCCUCUCAACAUUACAGUGACAUAUGGUGAUGUGAUCCUGGAGAGUCCUGUCCAUCCUGUAACUGAGGGAGACACUUUGACUCUGCACUGUAGAUAUCGAUAUGACCCCUCAGACCUCAGAGCUGAUUUCUAUAAAGAUGGAUCAGUCCUCCAGAAUCAGACUACAGGAGAGAUGACCAUCCCUACUGUCUCAAAGUCAGAUGAGGGUCUCUAUUGGUGUAAACACCCAGAGAGAGGAGAGUCACCAAAGAGCUGGAUCACUCAGCAGUCAGAUGUCAAACCAAGAUCAGAACCAGACAGGAGGAGGAGUGGAGACUCAGGCAGGAAAUAG
Molecule: messenger RNA, 1164 nt
Organism: Chanos chanos (milkfish)
Lineage: Eukaryota; Metazoa; Chordata; Actinopteri; Gonorynchiformes; Chanidae
Product: Fc receptor-like protein 5
Exons: 5
Coding region: 1-1164 (387 amino acids)
Biological process (GO): cell surface receptor signaling pathway; immune response
Cellular component (GO): external side of plasma membrane
Molecular function (GO): transmembrane signaling receptor activity
Source: RefSeq, a predicted model, not a curated record